Molecule: messenger RNA, 7243 nt
Organism: Vitrella brassicaformis
Lineage: Eukaryota; Vitrellaceae
Source: the annotation of a GenBank genome assembly
GUGACUCCCCACGAGGAGAUCCAACAAUAAAAUCGCAGAACGGAUGCGUCAAAAGCGAGAAAAACGGUGGUUCGACCCUCACUCGAUCAGCUGGAAAAUGACGGAUUCUCGUCAAAAAUGAGCACCUGUGAAGGUCUCAAAGACCUCAAUCGAGACCUUCAGUCAGCCACGGAUCGGGGGAAUUCCUCUGCUCCGAGUCGUCAGGCGGAGGCCCCCACCGUGCCCCCGGCCCAGUCUUCGGCUUUUUCCUUUUUCUCCGCCGACAAUUGAGUGAUGGUGCUUGACAAGUCGACGGCAAUGGAUGCUCCGGAGGAGCGGCAUAAAGUGGCAGUGAGAGUGCGGCCCUACCUGCCAAAAGAGAAGGAGCACCCAGGGGACUCGCCUGUGAGAUGCCUUACCGAGAGAUGUGUGCAGGUGAGUAUGCAAGAGAGACAACUGGCUGACCGCAUGCUGGUGUGAUUGAAUGCAUGUCGUGAGCAGGUGCUGCUUCCGUCUGAUGGCAGUGUGGAGGGCCAGAUAGAGCCCGGCAUCAGGUACUGAUAAAGACAUGAAAGGUUGUCAUUGGACUGUCUUGUGUCUACUGGACAGACACAAAGACUACUUCUUCGACCAUAUAUUCAACUCUGGUACUAAGUAACACAGACCAGAGAACCACCAAAUCACAGCGUCGUUCUGUCAUUCAAUGUCGUUCUCUUCGUGUGUAUGCAGUUGACCGCAGUAACGACAAGUAUGCGGGUCAGCGUGAGGUGUACCAGACCAUGGGGCGGAUGAUGCUCAAGAGUGCGUGGCGGGGGUUCAACACGUGCCUCUUGGCUUAUGGACAAACGGGGUCAGGGAAAAGCCACUCGGUCGUGGGUACCGACACCGAUCCCGGCCUCUUGCCACGCAUCGCGACAAAGCUCUUUGAGAUUGUGGCCGAGCACGAUAGGAGACAGCAGCUGGCUCAGAAGAACCGUGGGGACAUCCGCGGUGUCGCAAGACGAAAGUCGCUAGCCCACGGCCUUCGGUCGCUGCCAAGGACAGGCAGCGACGACAGAGACUUAGGUCACUCGCCAGCUGUCACCCCUGGGUCCGUCAAGCCCUCUCCGGCACUCACUCUGUUGCAGAGACAAAAGUCAGACAAACUGCUGGACUACGCCGAGGUAAUCACAUGCACACAGCAGAGGCCAGUCGGAUUGAUGGAUGGUCCAAUCCAUGCAGGAGGACGAAGGCGCGCUCACGAUGGAGGUGCCACUCCAAGACGCUUCCAAGCCAAGGGCGGCCCUGACGGCCGAGGUGUUCAAGAGGCUCGGCCAGACAGGCAGUGUGAUGCACAGCGGGUCGAUAUCUAAGCCCACGGUGUCGGCCAAAGGAAAGAAGACCGAAAAACCAAUCGAGAAGGGCAAGGUCAUCAUUACCAUGACCUUCAUUGAGGUGCGCACGUGUGUGUAUAGAUAUGGAAGGCUCUUGGACGACUGGGGGCGUUUGUGUGUGUGUGUGUGAACAUACAACAGAUCUAUCAUGAGAAGGUGCGUGACUUGCUGGCAUUGCCAAACCAAGAUGCAGCCUGCCAGGUUCACACUCACCCCACCAUCGGCGUAUUCCUUAAUGGUGCCGUUCAGCCUGUCGUCACGUCAAUCAAUGUAUGUAGGAAAAACUCGCUUCCGCUUUCUCAUUUCCUUGUUUGCGGUGUGCGUGCAGGAUUUGAACACCUAUGUCUCCUAUGGCCUGCGGUCCCGCUCGACGGCCAACACGGGCCUCAAUGCCCACAGCUCCCGGAGCCACGCCAUAGUCACCCUCUACAUUAAUAGGGUGGGUGAAUGCGCUGGCCGUCUCCACCUGGUGGAUCUGGCUGGUGCUGAGAAUGUGUCCAACGUCCGUGGGGGGCAGGAGAGGCAGACAGAGGGAAGGUAUAUCAACAAGGGGCUCCUGCAGCUGUCGAUCGUCAUCAACCAGAUCGUGGAGAAACAGAAACAGCAGAAAAUGGCCGAGUUCGCCAUCCCGGGAAGCGAGACGAAGCAGCGUAGGAAAGAGACAGCAGCCCCAUCGGCAUUUGUAUUCGUAUCUGAAUUGUGCGUCUGUGUCUCUUUCGCAGGCCAUAUUGCCUACAGAGACUCAAAGCUGACCUACUUUCUGUCGGACUCAUUGGAAGGCAACAGCCGGACAGCGCUGCUGGCCAAUAUCAGCCCCAAUUCGAAGGACCUGCAGUACACCCUGUCCACCUUGCGCUUCGCCGAGCUCAUGUCCCGCAUCAAAGUCAAGCCGCGUAUCAACAAAACACCGCAGGCCCUGCUCGAUGACUUGCGGAAAUACAUGAACAGGUGCGUAGCCCAAGUCACCGAGCACCUUCGUACUAGUGUGUUUUUGUCAGUCUGAAGUCGGGGCUGGCGAUGAAUGAGGAUGGUCGGCUUGAGACGCUUAUGAAGGACAUACAGGAAAUACAAGACGUCGAGAAGUUUGCGGAGAUACUCAAGGUGACCCAGAGGAGCGAAGAUACACAGAGAUUCACGAAGGAGUUGACACUCAUCCGUGGUCUCUCCAGGGUCUGGCCACGGGCUACGGUGCCACCGCACAACGCGACGACACGCGGACACGGGUGGAGAUAGACAACAAGUGCCCACUGCAUUGACUGACGUGGCGUCUCUGUCUCUUUCUCUCUCACGCAGCGGCGUAUGAGUCAUCAUCUGGGUGGCGGCGGGUCGAUCAUGACGCCUUUUCUCACCAACAUAUCCGUGGAUCCCAUCCUCAACAACAAAAUCAAGCUUGUGCUCAGCCAGCCCUCACAAACUAUCGGCACCGACCUCACGUGCGAGCUCGUCCUGCAGGGCCUCGGCAUUCUGCCAGCUCACUGUCGACUCAGGCGACCCCCCGAGGAGAAGCCCCCUACCCUGCCAGAAGGGGCCAACCUCAUGCUGCCCAUCAGCACAGCACCUACGGUGGCCUUCCAGGUACAGCCGAGCGGAGAAUCCUUCUCAUCGGGUGACUCGUCCUCUGCCGUCGGUUCGCCCCAACGAUCCAUUCUGCGCGGCUCUGCGUCCUCGUCACCAGCGGCGAGAGGCUCUGCGCGCCGAGUGACCCUCGUGGAAGGGCCGUUCGGCAACCCUGUGUUGCAGCAAGAAGACGAGAGACAAGAGGAUAUGGCACCGGCAGAUGAGACUGGCAGCGCAGAGAAAGACGAGAGUGAGUCGCUGUCGGAGUCUGCGGCGUCAGCUGAUCACGAGUUCCACGGGCAUGAGAGUCAGCAGUCUGUGUCGCCCAGCGGAAUAAUGGCGUUCUCUGAUGGGCUAGCUCAGCAGGCGUUCCUGGAAGCCUGCAGCGACGCCAUGGAGGGCGGACUUGGUAUCGAAACACGACGGGAGCACCUCUCGCAACGAUUGACACUGUUGUCCUUGUAUCAUGUCGUGUAUUAGGCAGCGUGGUGGUCAACGGUCGUGUGUUGCGUGCGGGUGAGGAGCUUGAGCUCCAGCACGGCGAUUGGAUCGUCUUCGGACAGGGACAGGUCUUCCGCAUGGUCUUCCCACGUACGUAAUCCGUCGUUCACCGUCCUGCUUUAUUGACAGUGCCUGCAUCGUGAGUCUGCGUGGUGUAGUGCGCUACGUUGAGGAUCCUCAGCUGCUGGAGCAAGACAACAAAAAGGAUCAGCAGCUCUACGGCACCGUCAUGGACGAGUUGCAGAAAAUAAACGCCAAGUGCGACAAGCAGCAAACAUCACGCCUGAUUCAUCAGUGAAUCAUCACUCAUUUCGUCUGUCUCCCUCUCUCACAGGGCUGUUCGGCGGCACAGCACGUCCGACAACUGGGAGAAGACGGCUCUCAAGCUCUAUGGGGAGGAGAAGGCGGCAGAGCUCAAGCGUCAAGUCGAGGCCCUUCAGCCUCUCGUAGAGGAAGCCAACCAGCUGACGGUUGCAGUCAGAGGCACAGAGAGCUCCGAUGGCGGCCAGCAGGGAGUGGUCGACUACGAGUUUUUUAUCGGUAUUACGACCGACUCCCUCCAGCUCGACGCCGUUACACCGCAGUCAGUCGUUGUACAGCGGGACAACCUCAAUUCACUCCGCCCCGACGGUCGACAGAGGACUAUCGUCAAGCCCCUCGACGAGACGACCGGCACGCACUAUAAGGUGGCUCGGCAUACACAUUCCAUGGCUCAUCUGCGUAUGGUGCGUCUGUUCCUCUUCCAGACAGUGGGGGUGCAUCUGCCAAGGGGCUUUGAGGAUCUUGUGGAACAGUUCAGAAGCGUCCACAGGGAGGGUGGCUACGGGCCUGACCAGAGGCAGGAGGCAGAUCAUGCUGCCGCUGGCUACGAGCGGGGUGUCGAUGGAAAAGACCCGUGGCUGCCAUUGCCAAGCUCCAUGUGGAAGGGCCUUCUGGACAAUGCUAGGUGGGUGGUGAGACAUCUGAAGGAUGAAGCAUCCAUGGACAGUUCUGUGCCGCCUUUUCAGUCGUCGGCAGCAGAUGUUGGUGGAUGAGCUCAUUGAGGCGAGGCAAGCGUCCACCCACAGCAAGAAAGAGACCGAGGCCAGAAGCGAACAGCAGGCGCAGCUCCGCCUCGACAUGGCCAAAGCUCAGGUAACGAUUGACCGGCCAACUUCUCCUUUUCUCUCCUGCUCAACUGUCACCUCAGACUGAGCUAGAGCACCUUCGCAAGGCAGUGGAGGAGCAGACUGCCUCCAGCAAGAAGUUGGCUGAGGAGCGAGAUCACCUCCUGCGCGAGAACGGCCAGCUUUCUCUCUUAUGCGAGAGGCUGGAGAAGGAGAAAGACACCGACGCGACUGCCAAGCUGCAGCAGCAGCGGAUGGAUGACCAACACGCCGCUGCCAUCAAAGUAAGACAGGCAUCUGCACAAGAAAGAAGAACUAUUGUCUGGUGUUUGCAGGCUGCCGUGACGAGUGCCGAAAUCGAGUGGAAGACCAGGGCUGAGGAGGCGCAGAAACGAUAUGAGACAGAACUUGAGAAGGAGAGGGAGAUCGCAACGCUCCACAGAGAGGUACUCGUGCCUACCUGUAGGUGCCCACAGGACCCAUCGCUUUCUUUUCGUGCUGGCAGAGGGCGGAUGGUCUGCAGUCAAUGCUUGACGAGCGUAUCAAGGAUCUCACAAGGCAGCUCAACGACGCCAGGAAGAGCGCCAAGGAGCAGGAAGACUACUACCGGCAGCAGCUGACGGACCAGGGGGCCAACAGUCAGCAAACCCAACAAAGACUCAUCAAUCAGCAUGCACAAAAGGUGGAGGACCUGCUGAAUCUGCUGCACGCGGCCAAGAACGAGGCCCACAUGAAUCUGAAGGACAGAGACCAGCUGGAGAGGACUAUCCAGAAGCUGGAGCACCAGCUGCACGAGGAGGGGGAGAGAUCGCAGGAGAGGGAGGCGGCACACGUUGAAGAAGUAGAUAGACUCAAUUGCACCAUCAGAGAGCUACAGGUGAGAAGGGACAUAUACACGCAUCGUUUGUAUUGAUGUGAGUCUGUGUGUAUGUCAGGGUGAUCUAGAGGAGAAGUCGCAUCGUCUGGCUGAGUUGUCGAGAUGGGAGGCCGAGUAUGGUGCGCUUCUGGACAGCCGAGAGGCCACGCAGCAGCAGCUCGAUGAGAUCAAGCAGAAGGCCAUCAAACUACUAAGAGGGUAGGCAGACAUUGUCCACACCUACACACCACAUUUAGAGUGGGAAUGACAGAUAGAAGUGAUGAAAAGGAGGGAGACACACAUUUCCGUAGGGGUCGGGGAGCACCGGACAUGUAGAAGGCAGAAGAGUAGAGUAGUCUCGUUACAUCGUGCCCGGCUUUCUGUUCAUGUAACCACCGCUUUAUCCGCCAAUCUCCGCUGAGACAUAUGUAUGUGCAUGCAGUUCAGACACUCUUUCUUCUUCUUUUGUGCAUCCAUCCUAUCCAUGUGCCUGUCAAUAGACUCCGACUACAUGUGCCGUGCCGUCUAUACAUAGCUCUAGUAGCUUUCCUUGCCCCCACCACUGCUGGCCAACAGCCACACUUUCCAUGAUGCGAGUGAGGUCUUCAAAAGACCUAGUUCCCUUGUAUGAAUGGCCGCAUGCCCUGGUCUGUCUGCUGUGUGUGCGUCUUGGAUGCAGGAUGGUCAAGGUGCACGCGCGGAACGAGGAGCUGGCAAGGCUGGUGCGGGACUAUCGAAGGACACGAUUCAACUACAACCUAGAACUCUAUCGCAAGGUACCCUUUCCACGCAGUUCGCCGCAUUGCUUUCCCUCCGUGUCUGAUAACAGUUUGCCGAGUUUUAUCACUUUCUGCAUCGCUCCGGCUUGUUCAAAGACACAGCUCUCCACGACGCGAGCGCUGCCAAGGCCUGGGGAUGUCUGAGGAGGCUGGCGCACGGCUGGAACCCGAGACACCAGGUCAUCAAGUCGCGGCGGAACCGACAUGCACAUAUCAACGAGAGAUUCUACUUCUCAAGCCCUGCCGAGUGAGUCGAGAGAGAGACACAAUCGGACCUAUGCUGUCAAACGUCCAUGUUUGCACUUCAGUGAGGCAACCGACGAGUGGAAUAUCGCAAGUCAGCGGUUGGACAUCCCCAUCAAGAACGCCGAGUACCUCGUCUACCCCCCGCCCUUCGAGGAGCCACCAGGCAAAUCAAUGAAGCCGUCUCGAUCGUCGCCGAGCCUUCACCAGCCCAUGAUGCAGACGGAGACACCAGUGGGGCCACCGCCGCAAGGAGAAGCUGACCUUGGUGAUGACGAAGGCGAGGGAGAGGGAGAUGGCGGGGAGCCGCCCGCGGCGUGGGGUAACUGGAACGAGUGGUUUCAGGAGGUCAAGGACGAGUGGGGCGGGCUGCUGGCCCAUCAGGACGUGCACCUAGCAGAGAAGGGAGACUUGUCGGACCCUCCGCCAUGUGCAACUGCCGCAGAGGAGGCGGCAUUUCAAACGCCUGUGUUCUCGAGACCUGACACAUACCAAGGGUACGCACACACAUACGUGCAAACGACAAACCUCACAUGCCUUUGUGUGCCUUGUGUGUGAGUGUCGGCUUGCAGAUCUCGUGUGGCCCCUGUGUCCCAUCACCCCACGCACUUGCCUGACUACUCCAAUAAGGCUCCCUACAAGGCGAGGCAGGGAUGGGGCGGCGAGGCAGGGAUGCCCCCCAGCUCACAUCGCACCGGCAAAUCAUCGCCGGGCCGCUCCACACACCUGGAGCCAUCCCGGCCCACAUCUGCAGUGUCGAGACCCACCUCAGCCACCAAGAGGCAGCAACAGCAGGCGCAUAGUCGGCCGUCAUCAGCAGGGCUGACGUAUAGAUGAGAUAUGUCUGUG